Molecule: messenger RNA, 882 nt
Organism: Pichia membranifaciens NRRL Y-2026
Lineage: Eukaryota; Fungi; Ascomycota; Pichiomycetes; Pichiales; Pichiaceae
Exons: 1
Coding region: 1-882 (293 amino acids)
Source: RefSeq, a predicted model, not a curated record
AUGGCACUUAGAGUCGGAUACAUUCCAGAACAUUUCUCCACGCCCAUUGCGUUGGCAAAGAAGCACGGUUUCUAUGAGAAGCACGGUUUGAAGAACUACGAGCUGGUGCCUUAUCCGAGCGGGUCGGGCCAUCUGAUCACGUCGCUGAAGAAGGACGAGGUCGACAUUGUGGUUGGACUCACGGAGGCGUUUGUGCGGGGGAUUGCGAACGGGGACGAGGAGUACCGGAUUGUCGGCGAGUACGUCGAGUCUCCGCUUUGUUGGUCUGUCUCGACGGGCAGCGGGCGGGACGACCUGCAGAGCAUCGAGGACCUCAAGCAGGAGGGCAACAACCGCGUCGGGGUGUCUCGCAUUGGCUCGGGCUCGUACGUGAUGGCCUUUGUGCUUGGCAUGCAGGAGAAGUUUGGCCGCCCGUUCACGUUCGAGGUGCUCCAGAACUUCAAGAACCUCCGUGACAGCGUGAACGCAGGCACGACCGACGCGUUCAUGUGGGAGUACUUCACCACCAAGAAGUACUACGACAGCGGCGAGAUCAAGAAGAUCGGCGAGAUCUACACGCCCUGGUCCUCCUGGGUCAUCACGGCUGCCGCCAAGACCGCUCCGGCCGACGUCGCCGCCUUCCUCCGUGGCACCCAGGACGGCAUCGACUACUACAACCGCCACCGCGAGGAGGCCCUUGAGUACAUCCUCGCCAACCUCGACUACAACAACCGCCACGACCUCGAGGAGUGGGCCGCCAGGGUCCGCUUUAGCACCGACGUCUCCCACGUCCAGUGGGAGAAGAACAUUGUCGAGACCGCCCGCAUCCUCGACAAAGCAGGCGUCCUUGAAGCCCCCGACCUUGCCGAGGCUGUUCAGUGUCUAGAGAAGCACCGUGUGUAG